UUUUUUUUAACACAAGUAAAGUUAUCGAUAAGGCAUCGUUUUUAGGACGUGUCGUGCCCCCCGCUUAGUAGAGUCAAGAGUCCGUAGCGCGAUCAGUUGGCCCCAAGCGCUCGCGCUGAGUGCGUGUCGACGUCUGCGCACGCGUUCGUUCACCCCCAGCUCGAUCGUCAGCUGUCAAAUUUGACGUUUCGUAAUCGGGGAGAAUCCAGGAUUACUAAGUAAUCAAAGUACAUUUAAACCAACUAACUGAAGACACUGCUCUAACAAGAAUUCCGACUUGCGUAAAAAUGUUUUGACGUGCCCGCUUGUGUUGUGUUAGUGAUGAUUUCUGAUUGUAUCGAGUGCUGUGUUUUGUGUAAACUAGUUUCGAAGAUUCGUCGUUGUUAUGCUGUUAUCAUGUAAUGUCGUUCGACGCUGAUAUGUCUAUAAUUAGCGACCUACGAUGGCUGCAGGACGAGGAGUUGUUUGCUCUUUCGUUGCAAAACGAGAUCGAAGCGGCGGAGGCGUGCAAAUGGCUACGAGCCGCCGGCUUCCCACAAUACGCGCAGAUGUACGAAGACCUUCAGUUUCCCAUCGACGUGUCGGGGGUACAGAACGACCACCCAUUUCUGGAUGCGGAUUCUUUGCAGUCCCUCUUCAGGCGGCUGACUGCACUCAACCGAUGCGCCAACAUGAAGCUGGAGCACCAUCACCAUCAGAAGAGAUCGAACGAUUCUGACGAUGACCAAUGCGCGCUCAGCGACAAAUGGCAGUACGAGAGGAAGUCACGGCGGUGGUCGCGGGUCGUCGAGAUCACACCGCAGGCGCAGCGGAGAUUACAGGUGAUAGCCGCAAGAGCGAUAGCAGAGAGAGAAGCAAGAGAAGCGAGAGGGGAAGAAGAGGACGAUGAGGACGACACUCUUCCCACCAUCAGAGUGGGACUGGUGGAUGCUGAUGGGCACUACACAGAUGUUGAACCUGACUUACUAACAGUACCAGGCCAACCAAUGAUACAGUUACCAAGUGACAAGGAGGAUGAAGAAGAAAAUGGCACUAGAUUUAGAAGAACCGGCUCAGAACGACUCCGGGACGGCGCGAAAGCCUUGCUCAGACGUGUAGAAUCCCUCAAAACUAGAAGAAGAAAACGGCAAAACAGAACCGAAGUUAUUGUCUCAUCUCCCCACUUUUUAGAUACACAAACAGAUCGAUAUCCAGAUUUAAAUUACAUUGACAUGACUCCCACAACUCCUACAGCGUUUCCUUUUCCAGAUUUUACUAGUUCUCCUUUACAUGCUCCAGCUAUUCGAACUCAACCUCCUUCACCUAUGACUAUUAUGCCACCAUCUCCCAUCGCUCCGCUGGAGCAGUCCUUUGUUUUAAAUCAUCCAUUUGGAGACGAUAGCUCUAGUUAUGCUUCAGACGGAAGUAUGGGGUCGAGUAAUAAGAGUUCUAAGUCAAAAUUAGGAAAGGCGAAGCGCAUUUUCCACAGAGGGAUUAAGAAUGAUGACAGUGCACUGAGUGACUCGGAAUGCCAACCGGCCAGCUGGAGGCAUAAUUAUUAUAGGGAUCAUAAUACUCAUCACAAUACUGAGGUGUACGUGGAACCUCCGUCACCAAUAGAACUCAAGCCAGACCCGGCGGUGCUGAAGGAGGUACAGAAGUCCCCUGGACACACAACGCAUAGACGACAGGCUAUUCGCACCAGCUCACUAAACCUGGGGAAAGACGUACAGAAAUUUAGAGACAGAAGUUUGAAGCGAGACAAGUCAGCAUCGAGGAGUUCUGAACUCGAGGACAGUCCCAAUUCUGCGGGGUCACGGUCUCAUGACGGCGACCAGGACGAUGAUGAUGACAGCGUUGACAUUAAGUCGAAAAAAAAUAACAUUCAGAGGUGGUAUUCAUUCCGGACGACUACGCUAAACGGUGGUCCAAAAGCCCACAAUACCCUGCAGCCAGUAACCAAUCAAAAGGAUCCAGAAGCAUAUUUGUCUAGACCUAUGUCAUCUCUAUCCUGCGGGCAGCUGCACAUCUUGCGAAAACUGGCGCUGCUUCGACUCACCGCGUGUAUGGAGCGGUACUGCCCUUCACACAAGUCCGGUUGGAACUGGGAACUACCAAAGCUAAUUAGAAAGAUCAAGACUCCUGACUAUAAAGAUAAAACCGUUUUCGGCGUGCCCCUCACUGUGUCGCUGCAGAGGACAGGCCAUUCUUUGCCGAAGCCCAUACAGUGCGCACUCAAUUGGUUGAAAAACAACGCCCUCGACCAGAUGGGUAUCUUCCGGAAAGCCGGUGUCAAGUCAAGAAUAGCGAAGCUACGCACAUUGGUCGAAAGCGCAGGGGCCGUGAACGCCGCGUUCGCUAUUGAAAACAUGAACACAGUGGACCCUCACCAGUCGAGCCUAAACUUCGACGGCGCCCAAGCCCACGACGUGGCCGAUAUGGUGAAACAGUACUUCAGAGAGUUGCCUGAUGCGCUGCUGACGAAUAAGCUUAGUGAAACGUUCAUUGCGAUAUUUCAACACGUACCAGAACCUCUCAGGCCUGACGCAGUACAGUGCGCAUUACUCUUGCUGCCUGAAGAACACUUGGAGGCAUUGCAGUCCCUACUAAUAUUCCUUGCCGAGGUUGCGGAACAUUCGGCGGUGAACCAGAUGACAGCGUCUAACUUGGCUGUAUGUUUGGCCCCCACGCUGCUAAGGCUUCAUCACGCGCCGCCACAGACUGGCAGUACAAAAGAAGGAAAUUCAAAUCGAAUGGUGAUAGAAAGUGUGGCCGAUCAGCGUCAAAUCAGCGAAAGUCGCGCAGCUCAUGCAUGUCUCCUACUACUCAUUCAGAAGCACGAGCAGCUGUUUUUGGCGCCAGCGGACAUGCUUGCGCGGUGCAAGUUCAACUAUUUCGAGGAGAGUGUGCCUGUUGCGCUAGAAGAAUUAGGAGCAGAUUUCAACCAAGACUGGAAAGGUUUUCAACAAGCCUGCAUCAAAGCUUUACUAAAAGAAGCCAAAGAAAAAACAAGAGGAUGGAUGUCAGUGUCCGGGGCAGCGCCUCACGUGGAGUUGUGCUGCAAGAAGGUCGGCGAUGGCCACCCUCUGCGGCUGUGGAGGGCUACCACGGACGUGGAGGCUCCGCCGCAGGAGGUUAUGCAAAGAAUUCUUCGCGAGCGUCACAUCUGGGACGACUCGUUAGUGAAGUGGCGGGUCGCCGAGAAGCUCGGCACUAACGCAGAGGUUUUCCAGUUCAUAACGGCCUCAAGCAUCAACCUGCCAGCAAGAGAUUACUGUGUUUUGAGAUCCUGGCAGCAAGGCGGCGGUGGCGGAGGUUGGUGCGCGGUGGCCGAGACUUCGGUCGCGCACGGCAACCAGCCCACCGACGGCUCCCGCGGCGUGGUGCUCGCGUCGCGCUACCUCGCACAGCCGGCCGGCAAGGGCCGCAGCCGACUGGUGCAUCUGGCCAGGGUUGACACUAUGGGGCGGACUCCAGAAUGGUACAACAAAUGCUAUGGUCACAUAUGUGCGCUAUAUUUGGCACGAAUUCGGGCCUCGUUCAAGCACAACACCGAAGGACCAGAGUCGAAUGUAUGAUCCAAGCAUUCCACUUAAGCCGGCAAUGUAGCGCCAGCUUAAGUUUGACGUGAAGGGACGUCAGUGUGUACAUAGCCUUAUUUUAAAGGCAUAAUUUUAAACUUCGGGGAAUUCCUAGAAACAAUGCAUAGUCGUGCAUCAUGAGAUGUCUCAAUGUAGUUCUCAUCAUAGUUCUUAAGCACAAGGGAAUUACUUAAUAAGAAUAUUGAGGAUGAAAAAUUGUUAUUACUCAUUGUACUGAAGGGACUUUUCUUGUAAUUAUUGUAAGAAAAUACUUGACAGUGUAAAUGCGAUGUUACUUUAGAGAAACCCAGGUGUUCUAUGAACCUACAAAUUAAUUAAUAAGAUUGAAUAACCAUUCUUACGCUUGAACACGUAAAACCGAGAGUUUUCAUGUGAUGAAUAUUAAAGUAAAAUAAUUAGCAUAUUACCUAUAGAAAGAAAGAUAUUUUAAUAUCAGUUGACUAAACUACCCACCAGCGUUCGAUUUCAGUUGCCUCAAAAUGCAACACUGGGCUGCAUUAAACUGAUUAUUUAAAUAUGUAGUAGUGCAAUUCAGAAUGCAAAAUUCCCCAGCCGUCACACCAUUUAAAAUCUAGCGUGUUCAUUGUUUCCUAAAUCAAUUUUAUGUAAUAAUGUAGGUUUCCGUUUCCUGUUCCAUGACAACUAUAGGUACCUACAAUGAAUAUUAUCCCUUUUACCCAACAUACCUAAACAAAUAUAUAGCAUGUUACAUUAUCAAGUUGGCAAAACAAAAAGGCUGCUAUUU
Messenger RNA from Cydia splendana, 4326 nucleotides. It is a transcript of the gene cv-c, whose product is annotated as rho GTPase-activating protein 7. Gene Ontology annotation, biological process: signal transduction; regulation of Rho protein signal transduction; actin cytoskeleton organization. The transcript has 20 exons. The record is from RefSeq and is a predicted model, not a curated record. Bases 402 to 3557 code for a protein of 1051 amino acids. Gene Ontology annotation, molecular function: lipid binding; GTPase activator activity. Lineage: Eukaryota; Metazoa; Arthropoda; Insecta; Lepidoptera; Tortricidae.